AAUUAAUUCACUAUCAAUCAAUUUUGCCGCUUGCGGUUUGUGAUCGUUUUCAUUGUGCAACGUUUACGCUUAAAUAGUGUGUACCAUCAACGAAGCGCUUGAUUUAUGCGAGAUAACAAGUUCAAGGUGUCGUACAUUUGUGUGCUUGCAUUGGUCCAUCGCUGUUUUACGCGGUCGGUCGUGUAAGUCGAACAACACUGCCUGUAAUUACGUAGCUCCAAAGGUUACUUUUAAGUUAUAUCAUGAGUAAUUUACAAUUUGCUGUGUCCGAGUUUCUGGAGAGAGUACCAGUCUUGCCAUUAGUUGUAGGCGUUGGGUCAGCAAUAGUCCUUGUGACGGUUGUUGCCAACUGCUUAUGGGGCAGGAAGAGUAAAAAGCCGAAGAAGCUUGUCGCUCUUGUGGACCCAAAUGUGAAAUAUGCCCUGCCUUUAAUUGAGAGGGAGGAAAUCAGCCAUGACACAAGGAGAUUCCGGUUUGGACUACCGAGUCAUGAUCAUGUUUUAGGACUGCCCAUUGGUCAACAUAUCCACUUAUCGGCUAAGAUUGAUGAUGAUCUUGUAAUCAGAGCAUACACUCCAGUAUCAAGUGAUGAAGAGAAGGGCUAUGUUGAUUUGGUUAUUAAGGUGUACUUCAAAAACGUUCAUCCAAAAUUCCCUGAUGGAGGCAAAAUGUCUCAACACUUGAACAACAUGAAGCUUGGGGACACUAUUGAUGUUCGAGGACCAUCGGGCAGGCUUCAGUAUGCAGGAAAUGGAACAUUCAUGAUCAAAAAGAUGAGGAAAGACCCACCAAUCAAAGUUGUUGCAAAGCAAAUGAACAUGAUUGCAGGUGGCACUGGCAUUGCGCCAAUGCUCCAACUGAUCCGGCACAUCUGCCGAGACGUCAACGACCGCACCCAACUGCGGCUGCUCUUCGCCAACCAGACGCAGGAAGAUAUCCUGCUGAGGAACGAACUGGAGAUGUACCAGAAAGACCACCCGGACCAGUUCAAAUUGUGGUACACAGUAGACAGGCCUAGUGAAGGAUGGACAUACAGCACCGGUUUCAUCAACGAUGAAAUGAUCCGCGACCACCUCUUCCCUCCGAGCAAUGACGUCAUCACACUCAUGUGUGGGCCACCACCGAUGAUCAACUUCGCCUGUAACCCGGCGCUGGAGAAACUAGGUUACUCAGAAGACCUUCGCUUCGCCUACUAAGGUUAUUAUUGGGGUAGUAUUUAAACGAGUGACUGUAAAUUUAUGUUGUAAGUGUCUAAAAUAAUUAAUGUGGGCUAAAGAAUUACUAAGUGAGCGACUGAGUGCGAGUGACGAAAAAUCAAAAGAAUAGCAACUUACAAAAAAAAAUUGAGUUCCUUAAAAUACAAAAUGAGAAGCUUCAUAAUAUAAAUUUGAGCGACCUAUUUUGAUUGAGGGUCAACGUUAGGUCCUGCAUUUUUUUCAACAUUUGGCAAAUGGUUUUUUUAUACUGAGCGGUUAUUUUGAACUUUAAUGAAGUGUUUCGAAUGCAAAAACUACUUUGAAAAAUACUAUUAUAUGAGCAGCGUAUUAUGAGCCCACAUUUAAAUAAAAAAUGAUCUUAUGAAAUAAAUAUUUGACGGAACACUAUUCUAGUAGCGAAAAAAAUAAAUUAU
Messenger RNA from Ostrinia furnacalis (Asian corn borer), 1630 nucleotides. Its product is annotated as NADH-cytochrome b5 reductase 2. Lineage: Eukaryota; Metazoa; Arthropoda; Insecta; Lepidoptera; Crambidae. The transcript is spliced from 6 exons. Bases 243 to 1196 code for a protein of 317 amino acids. The record is from RefSeq and is a predicted model, not a curated record. Gene Ontology annotation, cellular component: mitochondrion. Gene Ontology annotation, molecular function: oxidoreductase activity; FAD binding.